Danio rerio (zebrafish) is the source of this 6042-nucleotide messenger RNA. The record is from RefSeq and is a predicted model, not a curated record. Lineage: Eukaryota; Metazoa; Chordata; Actinopteri; Cypriniformes; Danionidae.
UUGCAGCAGAGGCACAGAAGGAGCCUGCGAGGAGCUGGGAAAUACACACACAACAGCAGAACCACAACACCCUCCCCUGGACACACCCUACUGGGGAUCACUGCUUUUCUUUUUUUCUGAACCAUCGCCCACGCCACACGGAGAGAAAUCUCUCUCUCAUCAUCAUCCUGAAGAAAACCCCCUUAUCCUCAUUUUCACACUGCUGAGGAAAACCUACAAUCGCACGGGCUGAGAUUUCCUGGCGAAGACUGUCCUUUUUCCUUUUUCUUUUUUUUUCUUUUCCUUUGGAAACUGACAUUUGCAUUUCUCCAUUCCAAGCCACGGCGUAAUAAUAUCUGCAAUCCAGCCUGAAGACCUGCAAAUCGAAGGACCUAGAUCACUAUCAUCUUUGUACGUCAAGAAUGGUUACUAUAAUUAGCACCAUGGAAACUCAGGUGUCCAAUGGUCCGAGCGGAACCAGCCUGCCUAACGGCCCUGUCAUUAGCACUAACGGCGCCACAGAUGACAGCAAAACUAACCUGAUCGUCAACUACCUGCCUCAGAACAUGACCCAGGAAGAGUUCAAGAGCCUCUUUGGCAGCAUCGGGGAAAUCGAGUCCUGCAAAUUGGUCAGAGACAAGAUCACAGGCCAGAGCUUGGGAUAUGGCUUUGUAAACUAUGUGGAUCCCAACGACGCCGACAAGGCUAUCAACACGCUCAACGGUCUCAAACUGCAGACCAAAACAAUCAAGGUGUCUUACGCCAGGCCCAGCUCAGCUUCCAUCCGCGAUGCCAACCUGUAUGUGAGCGGCCUGCCCAAAACCAUGAGUCAGAAAGACAUGGAGCAGUUGUUUUCCCAGUAUGGAAGGAUCAUCACCUCACGCAUCCUGGUAGACCAGGUCACAGCAGGUAUAUCGCGCGGGGUAGGUUUCAUUCGGUUCGACAAACGGAACGAAGCAGAGGAGGCCAUCAAGGGCCUGAACGGUCAGAAGCCACUAGGAGCAGCUGAGCCCAUCACCGUAAAGUUCGCCAACAACCCCAGUCAGAAGACAGGACAGGCUCUGCUGACCCAGCUCUACCAGACAGCCGCUCGCCGCUACACUGGCCCUCUGCACCACCAGACCCAGCGCUUCAGACUCGACAAUUUACUAAACGCCAGCUACGGAGUCAAGAGCUCUCUUUCUGUCCUCCCCAGAUUCUCCCCCAUAACCAUUGACAGCAUGACUAGUCUUGCCGGGGUCAACCUGACCGGGCCCACUGGAGCCGGCUGGUGCAUCUUCGUCUACAACCUGUCCCCGGAAGCUGACGAAAGUGUCCUGUGGCAGCUCUUCGGGCCUUUUGGCGCCGUCACAAACGUCAAGGUCAUCCGUGACUUCACCACCAACAAAUGUAAGGGCUUUGGCUUCGUCACCAUGACCAACUACGACGAGGCAGCCAUGGCUAUCGCCAGUCUGAAUGGCUACCGCCUGGGCGACCGCGUGCUGCAGGUCUCGUUCAAGACCAGCAAGCAGCACAAGGCUUGAAGGAAGGCCUAGUCACUAUUGCUCUUUAACAUGCAGGGGGAGCUACUGAGCUCCCUGUACAUUCACUCUACAUGGGCCUGGACUGAGUCUCUCUCUAACAUACAUUCGACACACACACACACACACACACACACACACACACAUUUAGUUGUUUUGAACAAAAAUACACAAGUAGAGUCGUUUUUUCUUUUCUCUCUACACAACAUGCUAGUCCUUCCCACAGUUUGCCUGUAUUGAAUUAGCAGAAGUGUGAGGCGGGAAUGGGGAAAUCCAAAAGGAGGGACAGUCUAAUGAAUGUGACGGAGAAUGUCUGCAGAGAUUUAAUUUAAUUCAGGCAAAGUACGAGAACUGGUCAACGAAAAAGAAAAAAGUUAAAUCAAAUAUGUGCAAUUUAUCCCGAAAUCUUGCCCCAGUAACUCUCCUGUCUGGCUCCAGAGGAUGUAGUCACUUUUUUACACUUGGGCAUUUUGAAUCAGUGAUUUUUUUUAGAGACAAAUGAUUAAAAACAGUGUUCUCUUAUAUAUAUAUAUUAUAUAACUAUAUAUUCAACAUUUAAGGUGGUUAUAAUAGCCAAAUAUGUACGCAUUUUUCUAGAACUUUGAUUACGGAUUCCUGGCUCUAAAUUAGGUUGCAACCUUGCCUUACGGCGCCACACACACACACACCUUACUUGAAGUCCAACCUAACAAACCAUGCAAAUGGUAGUCACAAAAUUGAGAGGUUACCAGGGGGUCAUCACAAUCACCUCAGCACACUGAAAGACAAAUUUCAACACAGAGACACUCACGCACGCAUGCAUGCACAUACGCAAACACGUACCUCCAGUGGAGGGCAAAACAUGGCGACCUAGAAUCUUCUUGUAUCUUUCCACUCUGAGUUUUAGAGGUAGAAUUUAGAAUCGAUUCCACCACAUGCAGUUAUCUGUGUAACUAGGGGCAGUUUACCCAUUGCGAAGGAAUGCAUUUGGAAUUCUUCUGAAAGUCUUUCAAACCAAUUAUGAAGGCCAACCAUAAUCUCCAGGGCUUCUUCUAAACAGGUUUAAAUGGCCUGUGAGUGGGAAAUGCUGUGUGUCAGCUCUUUGAGAUGUUCGCGUUAAAGAGAGUGAGUGCUUUAUGGAGGUCAGGGGCCUCUUGGAUUUGUCACCCUUGCUCUUCAUAACCUCCAGAAUUGCGUUGUAAUUCGCUUUUCCCAAAUCGGUUUUAGCAGCCCCUGCAUAUCUAAACAGCUACAUAUCGAGUCCUUUAAGUCCUCAAGGCCCUUCCAAGCAAGUCGCAGCCAAUUGAGCUACAAAUGAUUCCUUUUUGUUAUGUCAUAAAUGAAAUAUUCCCUAGAUAUAGUAACGACAAUGCCCAAGCCAUCCACAGCCCUGUGAUUAAAACUAAACUGUUACAUGGGGAGAGACAUUGCUGUAAAAUCGCAAACCUUCACGUUAUAUGAAGAAAAGAAAUGAGAGAUGUAAAUGUGUGUUCAAAUCAAGUGACAUUUUGCUUUUCUAAAUAACGCUGUGUUAGCCAAAGAGGACAAUGAUCUCUUUGAAAAGGAUUACAUUAGAGAUUAAUAUAUUUUUAUAUCUACGAGAAAAAAAAAACAAGACCUUGUGCAACAUUUUUACAGAUUCUUAAAUUGUGGAAAUCUUUGGACACACCGCAUGGCUUUUAUUUUCAGAGUUUUCAACUUUGGGGAGAGAGGGCCAGUCUGCGGUGGUAGGGAGGGGAUAGGAGGGUUGGGGACUAAGACUUACAUGCAGUGAAACCAUUUCAUUUUCAAAAAAAAAAAAAAAAAAAAAAGAGAAACAUACGAAACGUUCAAAAAAGGAUCAGCAGACGGAUACAUGUACGCAUUACGCAGGAACAACAAAAAAAGUAGAUAAGACGGUUUCUCUAAAGUGAAAAAUCAAGCGUUGCUUCAAUGACGGUGCAGUGAAGCUCUUAAUGGCGAAACACCCAGAGCAUUUCACCUCACAUCGGCCAAAAGAUGAAUCACCUUAACGCUUCAGCAUGUUCAGUGCACCAAAAACGUUGAAUAAUUGACAUAAUACUAUGUAGCUGCACUUAUAAAUGUAAUCAAAAAUCCAUAGUGAAUUUUAUUCGCCAGUAUGUCAUCAAACAAGGCAAUUGUCUAUCAUUCUACUGUUUUGUUUUUUUUUUGUUUAAUUUACGCUCCACAUAUCUUAUGUAUUCCACGCUCAUAUCAUUGACACCUGAUUUUGCUCCUUUGCACAAGCACUAACCAACCAAGGAAUCUUAGCUUUGUCACUGAUGAAACACAUACACACACACACACACACACACACACACACACACACACACACACACACACACACACACACACAUCAAAGCAAAGUGUCUCUAAGCCCUCCAUUCUCAUGAUCGUAUCAAAACUGUGACCUAACCCCUCUCAGCUUACGCCACAUUACCUUUUCUUUCACUAACUCAACUCAUUCUGGAAUUCAUCAGUGGUGUGCCCUAGAGGGGACGAGAAUCAUAAACAUACAGAUAAAAUGGUUGACGGCAUGGAUAAAAGUUACCAGGGCAAACUAGUAGUGCGCCUGGCGACUGAAUAGAAAUCUUUAGCUACACCACUUCCCUCAUUCCCUCAGAGAGCCAAGGACAAUGCCAGGAAACAAACAUACUGCACCGCUUGAGCAACUACAAUAAUAAUCAUUAAAAGAAAAAGACAAAAAACUUUCCUAUGGAACAGUAAGUGCAAUGUGCUUCGUUUUUAUAUUGACUGAGAACAAAAGAUAUAUAUAUUUUUUAAAAAAGAAAUUAAACAUCAUACUGAAAUGGUUUGCAGAAUAGUGAAAGGAUCAAACGUAAUGAACAAUGACAAAAUGGCAAAAAACGACAAAAAAAAAAAAACUAAACAACAACAAACAAAAAAAAGUGUUAAAACUAACAGAUUCAGUAGAAGAAUCAAGCAAGCACCAAGAGCUCUGGUCUCUAAAAAUGUCCAUUAUCCCUUCCUCCGCCCCCUUAUUAGUGCUCUGACCAUGCAAGCUAAAACAAACAGCCGUCUAUGGUAGCGAAAAAGAGCAAUUCUAAAAGACCGUGAAAGGAAUACUGUCUAAAAUAUCAUCGGUUUUAGCCCAUGUUGAUUUCAGAAUAUCAUUUCUUCCUGUAAUUUAUUGAUUUACUUUACAUAUCAGGAUCACAUGUUAACUUAGCGUAUUUGUGUUGUUGAUGUUGCCAUAGAGGACACGUGGGUCGAAGAUUUCCUUUUGGUUCCUUUUAUUGGGUACGGUUUCUUAUAUUUGUUUCCAUUAUUUAUACUUAGUUGCUGUUCUUACAGUGUAUGCAGGUUUUAGAAUUAGUUAGAGUUAUUUCCUUUCAAUCAAAAACGUGUUUAAUUGUGUUUGUAAAAGUCUGUGGUAGCUUUCGUUGCAACAUAAAUGAUUUAAAGUGAAAAAAAGAAAAAAAUUUCAAUAUAGCGCCAAUGAACUUGUAUUAUUUGGGCGACUAAGCUUGUAGUUUUAACUUAUUGUUAACUUAAAAACUAUUUAUUAUCAUUAUUAUUAUGAUUAUUAUUAUUAUUGCCUCGUAUGAAAGUAUGUUUUGUGUAUAUUUAUGGUUUCUUUCAUUCUAUUUGCAAGUUUAAAUACUUUCAUUUUGCCAAAAUGUGGUUACACCUUUUUUGUUUUUUCUUUAAAGGGAACAAAUAGAGUAAAAAAAAUAAAAUAAAAAAACGAACAAAAAAAAAAAAAAAACUGCUUUAGAAUUACAAUUUGGAAAAGUUCUCCAUAGGCAAAGAAUGCACUGCUAUAUUAAACUAAUUGAAGUGUAUAAACAUACAUGCUGUGUGCUAGAUGUUAUGCCUUUAAUGCCUGUGUUUUGUUUGUCUUGUUAAAUGAAAACCUUUUGAUUAUUUAAUCUAAUCACAGUCUUGUUUUUCCAGCCACGUUCAGAACCCCAUAGUAAGUUAGGGCCCGGGGCGAGGCCCGGGGUAGGGGGGAUUAGCCGAGGCACGGUCCGGUUUACGGACCCACAGCCAGGCCUUAGGCUCAGCGCUUCUCGCCAAACACCCCUCGUCCCGCUGCCAUCAAAAAUAAAACAGUCAGCGGGGGGCUCUAGCUCUACGGUUAGCAGGCGAAAGCACAGCGGGGAGAUGGGACAGGCGAGGCGCUGAGCUAGAUAAAGGGGUCAGUGGUCACUCUGUUUCUCAACCAGUUGUAUUUUGUGUCAGUUAAUUUAGGAGGGACACAGAGUUACUUAGCAACGUUCUUCUGAAACUAUUUUACCAGGAAUAACAGAACAAUAACAGAACAAAACAAACAACAAUAAUAACAGCGGAAAAAAUAUACGAUCAAAAGCAGAACUCCUGAUCUCAGUGUCUGUGUGUCACAAAUAAAAAAAAAUCUCAUACUUCCAAACCUGAACAAAAGAACAAACACAUAACAAAGGGGAAAAAAAUAAACCUUUCAGUUUAGUUUAGGAUAUUUAUUACUGGGAUUUCAGCUGAAGACGCUUGAGGACUUUUUCAUGGAAUUGUUUAAUUAUUUGUACUUUACAUGCCAGAAAAAAAAUAAAAGAUAUGAAUCUCA